Messenger RNA from Cucurbita pepo subsp. pepo (vegetable marrow), 1102 nucleotides. RefSeq names its product Polynucleotidyl transferase, ribonuclease H-like superfamily protein. Gene Ontology annotation, biological process: rRNA 5'-end processing. The record is from RefSeq and is a predicted model, not a curated record. NCBI's taxonomy places the organism in Eukaryota, Viridiplantae, Streptophyta, Magnoliopsida, Cucurbitales, Cucurbitaceae.
GCAUACAUAAUUGUAUAAUUUGGUACUGCGGAGCCUCUUGUUGGCUUGGAAAUAAUGUGCGCGCUACAUUUCCAACCCUUUCCGCCGCAAAGCCACAAACUUCACUCUUCCGCGAUUUUCUGUCCUCCACGACCCUCUUCCCUUCCUCUUCUGCCUCCAUCUCCUAACCUAAUUUGCAAAUGCAAAACCGCAAUUUCCUCCGUCGAACUUCCUCCCAACGCCCUUCGCCGCAAGCUCGACCCGCAGUGGAGAGGAGGUUUCAGUCUAGGGGUUGACCUCGGAACGUCUCGCACUGGACUUGCUCUUAGUAAAGGCUUUUCCACUCGUCCUCUUACUGUUCUGGAGUUGCGAGGACAAAAGCUUGAGUUUAAGCUUAUUGAGAUUGCUGAACAGGAAGAAGCUGAUGAAUUUAUUAUUGGACUUCCUAAAUCACUUGAUGGAAAAGAGACACCUCAGUCAAACAAAAUCCGUAGUAUUGCCGGAAGGGUGGCAGCCCAGGCAGCUGAAAGGGGUUGGAGAGUUUACUUGCAUGAUGAACAUGGGACAACAGCAGAAGCGGAAAGCCACAUGAUUUGCAGGGGGCUCAAUAAAACUACUCGGCAGAAGAAAAUUGAUGCCUAUGCUGCCAUGAUGGUACUAGAGAGAUAUUUUUCCAUGUCAGGCGAGGGAACCGAACUUGUAGUGCCUAAGGGUCAAGUUUUACAGGAAAAGCUUAUCGAGGGACCACCAAUAGACCCUGACUUCAAGGAUUAAGGACGUGCUUCAGGCAAGGAAAAAAAUAAGCUGGAAAAGAGGCCCUCGGUCAACAAAGGUAUUUAUGUCUGCUCAAGCUCAACUCUAAAAAUUUUUUCAAAAUAACUUCUCUAAAUUUUUUUUUUUUUUUUUUGGAGAUCGUGUAGUGUAAUGCUUACUCUAAAACUAUUUGUUUAUACAAUUUGUUUAUACAGUAGUAAUAUUCUUUGUUUCUCUCUUCAUUUUCGGAUUCCUAUCUAAUGACCCGGGACGUAAUCCGGGACGUGAAGAAUAAAACAAAUGAUUUUUUUCAUUGCUUGAUUUUGAAAUGUUCUAAAAAUUUUAUCUAUUCCACAUCUUUCCUAAACUA